Molecule: messenger RNA, 2341 nt
Organism: Oncorhynchus mykiss (rainbow trout)
Lineage: Eukaryota; Metazoa; Chordata; Actinopteri; Salmoniformes; Salmonidae
Product: RING finger and CHY zinc finger domain-containing protein 1
Biological process (GO): ubiquitin-dependent protein catabolic process; protein ubiquitination
Cellular component (GO): nucleus
Molecular function (GO): ubiquitin protein ligase activity; zinc ion binding
Source: RefSeq, a predicted model, not a curated record
UUCUUCUGCCUGAAGUUCCCCAGUUUUCACCCCACACAGUAGGGAGCGACAUGCGACUUUAACGUAUGUUUGCGGACCGCCAAAAAUACCAUAGACGAAGAAUGGCUUCUCUAGUUGGAUGUGAACAUUACGUGCGCCGUUGUUUGUUGAAAGCUCCGUGUUGUGGUAAAGCAUACGUUUGUCGCCUGUGCCAUGACGCUGAAGAGGACCAUCAAAUGGACCGCUUCCUGGUCAAAGAAGUGCAGUGCUCAGUCUGCACAACAGUACAACAGGCACAACAAACUUGCGUGGAGUGUAAUGUGACCUUUGGGGAAUAUUACUGUGAUAUUUGUCACCUGUUUGAUAAAGACAAGAAGCAGUAUCACUGUCAGCCCUGUGGAAUUUGCAGGAUCGGACCAAGGGAGAAAUACUUCCACUGUGAGAAGUGCAAUCUCUGUUUAGCAGGAGAUCUAAGAGGAAAUCACAAGUGUGUUGAAAAUGUUUCAAGACAGAACUGCCCAGUGUGUAUGGAGGAUAUCCACACAUCCAGAAUAGGAGCCCAAAUUCUUCCAUGUGGCCAUCUUCUACACAAAACAUGCUUUGAUGACAUGGUCCAAACAGGUGCGUAUCGAUGCCCACUCUGUAUGCACUCUGCUUGGAAUAUGGAGCACAACUGGGAGCAGAUGGACAAGGAGAUAUCUCAGUCACCCAUGCCCACUGAAUACCAGGAUGCCACUGUGAAGGCUCCGUGUUGUGGUAAAGCAUACGUUUGUCGCCUGUGCCAUGACGCUGAAGAGGACCAUCAAAUGGACCGCUUCCUGGUCAAAGAAGUGCAGUGCUCAGUCUGCACAACAGUACAACAGGCACAACAAACUUGCGUGGAGUGUAAUGUGACCUUUGGGGAAUAUUACUGUGAUAUUUGUCACCUGUUUGAUAAAGACAAGAAGCAGUAUCACUGUCAGCCCUGUGGAAUUUGCAGGAUCGGACCAAGGGAGAAAUACUUCCACUGUGAGAAGUGCAAUCUCUGUUUAGCAGGAGAUCUAAGAGGAAAUCACAAGUGUGUUGAAAAUGUUUCAAGACAGAACUGCCCAGUGUGUAUGGAGGAUAUCCACACAUCCAGAAUAGGAGCCCAAAUUCUUCCAUGUGGCCAUCUUCUACACAAAACAUGCUUUGAUGACAUGGUCCAAACAGGUGCGUAUCGAUGCCCACUCUGUAUGCACUCUGCUUGGAAUAUGGAGCACAACUGGGAGCAGAUGGACAAGGAGAUAUCUCAGUCACCCAUGCCCACUGAAUACCAGGAUGCCACUGUGAAGAUCAUAUGUAAUGACUGCCAAACCCACUGCAUGGUGCCUUUCCAUGUUCUGGGAAUGAAGUGCAGUGGUUGUGGGUCCUACAACACAGCACAGAAUGGGGGACUGAUACGGCAGUCCCGGGAACCACAGCCCCAGGAGCCAGAGCAGCAGCCCCAGUCCCCAUUGCCAGAACCAUAGAAUAUGUAUAAUUUGAAUUACAUUGGGACUCCACCCCCUAGUUCUCUAUGCUCCACAUUACUUCCCCAGUCUACGCAGACUUAACUACACUAUCCACCUCUUUCCCACAUUGCUCUGCCAAGAGUACAGGUAGUCGUGCCUGGGUUCCAGAACCUGGUGCCAGGACCUCAGGGCAGUAAACUUGGAUCCCUCUCCUAGUGUGUUGUACAGCAGUUUUGGGGUUGAAUUUCUGUUAUUACAUGGCUAUUGAUCCAUUUGUUUCUCAGAUAAAAGCCAGCAUAAGAGAAUUGUGAAUGAGGAAUUAAAUAUAGUCAGCCACACAAUUUAUUUCCCAUUUUGUCCCAAGUUGGAAUGGAUUAAUUUCUGUCAUUAAUGCUUUCACCAAAUGAUUUAGAUUUUUGUUGGGGUGAAGAAUGCUGUUAUGUGAGGAGUUUGUAAAGCACUGCAAUGUUUGACUGGCUUUGCGUUUCUAAAAACCUAUGUAAAUGCUUCAGACUGACAUUUUUACAAUGGUAAUGGAUUUCAAUGUCUAUUUGCAAAACUCAGGUAUUUGAAAUAGUUUAGAUACGGUUCAACAUCAAAUUGUGUUCAUUCCAUGUUUGAGUUGAAUUUUGAUUAGAGUGGAUUAUCAUGAGUAACAUGUAUGUAAAUUAUUGAAUAAUUACUACAGUUAGACAAUGGCUGUUGGCAACUAUCUCACUCCCUGCUUAGCUCAUAUUGUUAGUAUUGUCACUCAAAUAUGAGAGAAAUAGUGAAAAUAUUGCAUAUGUAUUGCCUUUGGUGUCAUUCAUUGAUGCAGGUUUUGGGAUGGUGACAUUUACUGUAAAGACUAAUAAAUACCAUGAUUGUUCUGAAUAAUGUUAUUUAAGAUU